GGGGCAAGGGCGGAGGGCGGAACUUUCGGGCCCGGCACGGCGGGGUGGCCGGAAGGUGCGAUGGGGACUGCGCUCGGAGCGCGCGAGGCAGAGAAGGGCGGCUGGGCAGGGAGUGCUCAGUGGGCCUCAGUCACCCAAACCCGGGACGGGCGCCCCCAGCACUGUCGGCCCAUGACCGUCUUCGGGGUGCUGCGGAGGAUGGGGGGUGCGCCCCAGGCCCGCCCGCAGCUCCCACGCCGCGCCCUGUGUUCCCAGCGCCGGGGCAGGUAGCGAGGCUCGGGUUUGCUCCGGGUUGUUGGUCAGCUGCACGAAGACGCUGCAAGUCAGAUGGAGCGGCGCAGACACCGGGGCGUGGUGAUGCGUACUAGAGCCGAGCCCAAGGCUGGAGUCGGCUCGGUGUGGCCUGGGAGGAUGAGUAGGAUUUUCCCGGGCGGAAGGGAAACACUGCGGAGGAGGGGCUUCCUCGCUGUUGUUGCGGUUUCCGGUUUGCCAAAGCUAAAAUUAAACUUUGAAUUACCUCUUGUAGUACUGGGGUUACAGAUGAAGAAACAGGGCGAGCUGAAUCCAGAUUUAUAAGUUAUAAGCUGCGUGACCUUGUGCUAGAAAGGGACCUGACCUGUUAUUUUUCUCAUUUGUGUAAUGGAAGUAAUUAUAAGCCUUGCUUCUUGUGGUUGUGGGAAUCUAAUAUCACAUGAUGCAUUGAAAGGGCUCAACUGAAUGCCUGACAACGGUGUAAGAGCUUACUGUUAUUGUUCUUAAUAUUGUUACGACCUACCCAACCUUCUGCUUCCCGCAGAAUGUGGGUAGUGGUCACUGAACACUGUCCUCCAAGUCCCCCAUUCCAGCACACAUUAUUUCAUCCCAAUUUGGUUAUAAUUUUUUUUCAGUGUUUAAUGCAAAGGUUGUUAGAUGCUGAAAAUGAUACACAGAUGGAAAUGACCCGAUCCUCGCGCUUGAGGAACUAAUACAUUCUGAUAGGAGAGGAAGUCCAAGUUUAAAAACUACUGUAAUGCAAGAUGAGAUGUGACAAUGUCAUAGGAAAGUUAGUUUGCCUGGACUUUAAAAAAAGAUGGGAUGUCUGAUUGGGAAAUGCCUGGUGGAAUUGGGGCUUUGGCCGUGGACCUUGAAGUCUAAAUGGAUAGAAUCAGUAGGUAUGGACCCACUUCAGAUGGCAGCUUCACAAGCUGAGGUCUGAUGGGGCAGGUCAUGAAGAAUUCAGGCAGGGGUCCUCAAACUGCGGCCCGCAGGCCACAUGAGGUGGUGUGAUUGUAUUUGUUUUCGUUUUUUUUUUUUUUUUUUACUUCAAAAUAAGAUAUGUGCAGUGUGCAUAGGAAUUUGUUCAUAGUUUGUUUUUUUUUUAACUAUAGUCCGGCCCUCCAGCGGUCUGAGGGACAGUGAACUGGUUUAAAAAGUUUGAGGAUGCCUGGUAAGGGAAGCACUGAUUGGAAUAGAGGUCUUCAGUUCUAGCUACACAUUGGAAUCACCUGGAGAGCUUGGACAACUACUGAGGCCUGAUUUCUUUGUUCUGGGUUGUGGCCUGAGUAUUGAGACUUUAAAUAGUUCCUUAGAGGAUUCUAAUGUGUAGACAAGAUGGAGAACACUAACCUAGAAUCAUAAACUCUAUAAAUUCAUCUCUAAUCCUAUUUAUAAAGGUUUUAACAGGAAGAAAAGAAAGCUUAAACACCAUGUACAACCACCUGGUAAAACUAUUCAGUAUUAAAUAAGAUAACGUGAAAGGUCCUAAUACAGUAAAUAGUUAAGUGCUUAAAAAUGUACAUUGAUUCUGAAUCUCAUUCUUUAAUUCAUUUAAGAGCUUUAAAAUUAUGGCUUGGUAUAUAAUAUUGUGCAUAUAAUUUUAGAGUGUUCAUAGGACUCCCCAUAACUCAUCUUGGAACACAUUCCCUUUUCCCUUCAUCCCAGUUAAGUCCAGCUCUAAUGCAUUUAGAAUAAAACUUAGAAAUUCAUGUGUGUAUUCUUGUUUUGUUUUUAAAUACUCUUCUAGCAAAGUUAACCUAACUUUGAGGUUCACUGGCAGAGUUGCUGGAAAAAGGAAAAACUGGAGGGAGAUGGGAAAUGAAGGCAUAGAAGAUGCAGAAGAGGAAAUUCCUCCCAGGGCUGAAGGCAGUCAGAUAAGAAGGCCUCUGUCAUUGCUGCAAAGACUUCUUUAACCACAUGACUCAGUCUGUCCUAGAUGGCAGGAUUUCCAUAGUAUAUGUAGUAUGAGUUCCACAGUUCAUCCUCUUAUCCAGCUUCAGCAGUCUCAGAUCUACCAGCUGGAAAAUAAAUGGGAUUUGCAUGAAUUCCACAUUGAACUGAAAUACACGGGGUUACAGUGUUAAUAUCCUUUUCUUCUGAUUGUCCUUAACAGUUCCUCAGAAAAUUAAAUGUCGUCAGAAGAUCGAGAAGCUCAGGAGGAUGAAUUGCUGGCCCUGGCAAGUAUUUAUGAUGGAGAUGAAUUUAGAAAAGCAGAGUCUGUUCAAGGUGGAGAAACCAGGAUCUAUUUGGAUUUGCCACAAAAUUUCAAGAUAUUUGUGAGCGGCAAUUCAAAUGAGUGUCUCCAGAAUAGUGGCUUUGAAUACACCAUUUGCUUUCUGCCUCCUCUUGUGCUGAACUUUGAACUGCCACCAGAUUAUCCAUCCUCCUCCCCACCUUCAUUCACACUUAGUGGCAAAUGGCUGUCACCAACUCAGCUAUCGGCUCUGUGCAAGCACUUAGACAACCUAUGGGAAGAACACCGUGGCAGUGUGGUCCUGUUUGCUUGGAUGCAGUUUCUUAAGGAAGAGACCCUAGCAUACCUGAAUAUUGUUUCCCCUUUUGAGCUCAAGAUGGGUUCUCAGAACAAAGUUCAGAGAAGGAUGGCUCAAGCCUCUUCCAACACAGAGCUAGAUUUUGGAGGAGCUGCUGCAUCUGAUGUAGACCAAGAGGAAAUUGUGGAUGAGCGAGCUGUACAGGAUGUGGAAUCAUUGUCAAGUCUAAUCCAGGAAAUCUUGGACUUUGAUCAAGCUCAGCAGAUAAAAUGCUUUAAUAGUAAAUUGUUCCUGUGCAAUAUCUGUUUCUGUGAGAAGUUGGGUAGUGAAUGCAUGUACUUCUUGGAGUGUAGGCAUGUGUACUGUAAAGCCUGUCUGAAGGACUACUUUGAAAUCCAGAUCAGAGAUGGCCAGGUUCAAUGCCUCAACUGCCCGGAACCGAAGUGCCCUUCUGUGGCCACCCCUGGUCAGGUCAAAGAGCUAGUGGAAGCAGAGUUGUUUGCCCGUUACGAUCGCCUUCUCCUCCAGUCCACCCUGGACCUGAUGGCAGAUGUGGUGUACUGCCCCCGCCCAUGCUGCCAGUUGCCUGUGAUGCAGGAGCCUGGCUGCACCAUGGGUAUCUGCUCCAGCUGCAAUUUUGCCUUCUGUACAUUGUGCAGAUUGACCUACCAUGGUGUCUCUCCAUGUAAGGUGACUGCAGAAAAAUUAAUAGACUUACGAAAUGAGUACCUACAAGCAGAUGAAGCCAAUAAAAGAUUUUUGGAACAGAGGUAUGGUAAGAGGGUGAUUCAGAAGGCACUGGAAGAGAUGGAAAGUAAGGAGUGGCUAGAAAAGAACUCAAAAAGCUGCCCGUGUUGUGGGACUCCCAUAGAGAAAUUAGAUGGAUGUAACAAGAUGACAUGUACUGGCUGUAUGCAGUAUUUCUGCUGGAUUUGCAUGGGUUCUCUCUCUAGAGCCAACCCUUACAAACAUUUCACUGAUCCUGCUUCCCCGUGUUUUAACCGGUUGUUUCAUGCUGUGGAUGUCAAUGGAGAUAUUUGGGAAGAUGAGAUUGAAGACUAGUUAACUCCUGCUCAAGAUAUGGAAGUGGAAUGGUUUGCACUAAUCUUUUAUCACAAACACAGAGUAAUCCUGAAGAGUAUUUAGGGUACCAAUCAAUCACUCUUCCUAUGUAGACGCUAUGGAAGAACCAGGUGUAUAUUUUCAUGUGGUACUACUGAUGAAGGCACAUUCAUGCAUUUUUACAUGUAACAUACAUUGAGAAAAAUUCUAAGCCAAAGGUUCAGAAAAUGAAAGCUACAGAAUAUUAAAUAUUAUAAUGUGCCUAAAGCUCUGAAUAGUUAAAAAUUAAAUAUUUAUUUUCUUCCCCAAGCUUUAAUAAGGCAAAGAGGCUCAGGAGUUAAACUUACAGAUCCUUUUUGUCUCUGAGAACCAGCCCUUUGGUUUUAUCUCUGAGAAGCAUUCCUAAGACAUUCUGUUGCUGCCCUCGUCGAGCUGGGGCUGGUGAGAAGCCUUAUUCCUGAGAGCCUGAUCUCAUUUCCUCCAUGUCACUCAUGUCCCUUCCACCGAAAUAUCUGCUCAGUUCUCUUUGGAGGGAGCCCUUUAUUCUAUAACUGACUGGAUGGUUCCGUGUCGUUUUGAUCUCCUACUUUCCAGAAUAGAAAUUUAUAAUAAUCUUAAAAGUAUUUUUUAAAACCACAAACACUGUUGGUCACUUGAUAUUUAUUAGUGGUGUGUAUAGUACAUGGUUUAGGCCAAAUGUAGAAUUUAAUUAUCCUGGCUUAGAAGUGUUUCAGCUUUAUUCAACUUCCUGGGCAGUAGAGCCUAGAUUCAAAACAACUUCUCUUUUGCUACCUUUCAACCACAUUCUCUCCUUUCACCUUCUGUUAGUAAGAAUAAUGUUAAUAUUCCAGCAGCACAUUUUUAUUUCCUCCAUUAGGAUAGGAGAAAACGUAAUAUAUUCCCAAGCUGAAUGUUCUUUAAUUAUCUGCAUUUUGAAUCUAUGCUACUGUAGUUCCAGAAUUUCUAACUUUCUGGUGUGUUUUUAAAAGUCUUCUCUGAUGAGAAAUGGGAAUUUGGCUUCCUACCCUUUUUUGCAACAGCAGUGUUUGGAGGUGAUAAUUUUGGAUCAACACCUAGAUUCCUAUUUCUGAGUUUUGUUGGGUUUUUGAAAACCUGGCUUUCCUUAAGGUUUGGUGAGCAGCUUGGUAGCAAAAUAAGACUUUCUUGAAAAGACAGAAGAAUUGGACUAUAGCUUAUAAACAUGUUCCUUUUUUCCACUUUGUCAUUGAAAAUUGAAGAAUCACUUUUAACUUUUUGAGGUGUGGGGUGUGGGUGUCCAAAGAAUCAGCGAGGACUAUGUUUCUGGAAUUUCAAUAAGGAUGCUUAAUCUUAAAAAUAAAAAUAAUUUUAAAAAUCA
Nycticebus coucang (slow loris) is the source of this 5166-nucleotide messenger RNA. RefSeq names its product ring finger protein 14 (gene RNF14). NCBI's taxonomy places the organism in Eukaryota, Metazoa, Chordata, Mammalia, Primates, Lorisidae. Gene Ontology annotation, molecular function: zinc ion binding; ubiquitin protein ligase activity; ubiquitin conjugating enzyme binding. Gene Ontology annotation, cellular component: ubiquitin ligase complex; cytoplasm. The transcript has 10 exons. Gene Ontology annotation, biological process: protein polyubiquitination; positive regulation of proteasomal ubiquitin-dependent protein catabolic process; ubiquitin-dependent protein catabolic process. The record is from RefSeq and is a predicted model, not a curated record. The coding region runs from base 2385 to 3809 and encodes 474 amino acids.